AUGAACAACUCCUGCUGUGGCUCUGUCUGCUCUGACCAGAGCUGUGGUCAAGAUCUCUGCCAGGAGAGCUGCUGCUGCCCCAGCUGCUGCCAGACCACCUGCUGCAGGACCACCUGCUGCCGCCCCAGCUGCUGUGUGUCCAGCUGCUGCAGGCCCCAGUGCUGCCAGUCUGUGUGCUGCCAGCCGAACUGCUGCCGCCCCAGCUGUUGUGUGUCCAGCUGCUGCAGGCCCCAGUGCUGCCGCCCCAGCUGCUGUGUGUCCAGCUGCUGCAGGCCCCAGUGCUGCCAGUCUGUGUGCUGCCAGCCCACCUGCUGCCGCCCCAGCUGCUGCCAGACUUCCUGCUGCAGGACCACCUGCUGCCGCCCCAGCUGCUGCAUUUCCAGUUGCUGCAGGCCUUCCUGCUGUAUCUCCAGCUGCUGCAGACCCAGCUGCUGCCAGACCACCUGCUGCAGGACCACCUGCUGCCGCCCCAGCUGCUGUAUCUCCAGCUGCUGCCAGCCCACCUGCUGCCGCCCCAGCUGCUGCAUUUCCAGUUGUUGCAGGCCUUCCUGCUGUAUCUCCAGCUGCUGCAGACCCAGUUGCUGCCAGACUUCCUGCUGCAGGACCACCUGCUGCCGCCCCAGCUGCUGUAUCUCCAACUGCUAUAGGCCCCAGUGCUGUCAGUCUGUGUGCUGCCUGCCCACCUGCUGCCGGCCCUCCUGCUGUAUUUCCAGCUGCUGUAGACCCAACUGCUAUGCGUCCGGCUGCUGCCGCCCUUCCUGCUGCCAGACCACCUGCUGUAGAACAACCUGCUUCCGCCCCAUCUGCUGUGGCAGUUCUUGCUGCUGAGUGACCUGCUCUGGAUUUGUGCACCUUCUUUCCCCCAUCCUUCAGUUCAGGCAGAAAGCGUCUAUUCAGAGAACUUGGGGACUUCCUGGUGUCAUGAAAACAGAGGCAUGGACUGAUUUGAAAAAGCCCAGUCUCUUUAUUAGUAUUUAUUCUCUUUUAUAGAAGCUUUUUAUUACUAUUGAAUCUGAAUUUACAGGCAAAUUCCACAUCACAUGUUUUAGAAUUCUUUAUUCUAAUUCAAUAUACAUAAAACUUGAAAUGUUACCCUUCUAGAUGUUUCUUUCUAAUGUUAUUCUGUCGAAUCAAUUUUUAUGUGGAAUUGUUUGAUGUUCCUCAAUAAAACUUCACAGUGUUCAAAAGCA
This is a messenger RNA of Mandrillus leucophaeus (drill), 1190 nucleotides long. RefSeq names its product keratin-associated protein 4-4-like. The record is from RefSeq and is a predicted model, not a curated record. The transcript is spliced from 3 exons. The coding region runs from base 1 to 828 and encodes 275 amino acids. NCBI's taxonomy places the organism in Eukaryota, Metazoa, Chordata, Mammalia, Primates, Cercopithecidae. Gene Ontology annotation, cellular component: keratin filament.